AUGGUUAUGGAACGGUUAGCUACUCAUUCAGGUACAUGGUACCCAUCAAAGAAGAAGAUUUUAGAGAAUCAACUUAAUAUACCAACUGUAUCUUCCUCAUCUAAAAAUGGCACACGUAUCAUCAUAUCGCCUCAUGCAGGUUAUAAGUACUGUUCAAAGACCAUGUUGUCUGCAUACCAAUCAUUAACUUUCCAAAACUUUUCCAAUCAGAAAGAUCAUAUGGAUAAAAGUUCACAAACAGACACAUCCAGGGACACAGCUGGCGAUAGUGGUGAUAGUGGUGAUAGUGGUGAUGUACGAGUAUUUGUUAUUGGACCGUCACAUCAUGUGUAUUUCAAAGACAAAGUUCUGCUGACUAGAUUUCAUCGUUUAGAAACACCGUUUGGAAAUUUACCUGUUGAUACAGAGUUGAUUGAAAAAUGGGUCGGCCUAUAUCCCAAACUUUUCCAGUAUAUGGAUCCAGAUGUUGAUUUAGAGGAACAUUCUUUGGAGAUGCAGUUUCCUAUACUCUAUAAUACAUUAUUGAGUCGUAAUGUAAUUCCAAAGACUGGUAACAAUGAGGAAGCAGAGGAGGAAAAGGCAAACAAGGGAGAAGCAAUCAGGGUUAAGGUGGUUCCUAUCUUAAUGUCACAUGGGUCGGAAUCAAUGUAUAAUGGAUUGGCAAAGAUUUUAGGGGACUUUUUACAAGAGGAUCCAAGCAGUUACAUUAUUAUAUCUAGUGAUUUCUGUCAUUGGGGGAGAAGAUUCGAUUAUACGGGUUACGUUGGAUCUAUCGAGGAUUUACAAUUGGCCAUGGACGACGAGACAGAGAUCGAGAUGCUGACGUCAAGAAGCAAAUUGUCGCAUCAUCAGAUCCCUAUUUGGUCAAGUAUUGAAAUCCUGGAUAGGUAUGCUAUGAAAGUCUUAGAAUGUGGAGAUCCUGAACUAUGGAACAAAUAUUUGGAUAUUACUGGCAACACCAUUUGUGGUAGAGAACCUUUACGCUGUUUAUUGUAUGUAUUGAACUAUAUGAAAUCUAAAUAUAGCGCAGGUUUUGAUUGGAAGUGGGAUAAAUAUUCACAGAGUAGUCAAAUCAAUUCUGUUGCAGAGAGUAGUGUAAGUUAUAGUUCAGGGCACAUAACGCUUCGACAAAAAGGUUACUGUGAAAAAAAAAAAUGA
Arxiozyma heterogenica is the source of this 1158-nucleotide messenger RNA. It is a transcript of the gene MHO1, whose product is annotated as Mho1p. The record is from RefSeq and is a predicted model, not a curated record. NCBI's taxonomy places the organism in Eukaryota, Fungi, Ascomycota, Saccharomycetes, Saccharomycetales, Saccharomycetaceae. The transcript has a single exon. The coding region runs from base 1 to 1158 and encodes 385 amino acids.